AUGCUACUUACUCAACUAAUAAUUUUAUUUACACUUGUUUCUCAAGUUUUGUCUGUCUCCAUUUCAGAUCUUAAUAAUAUAGUCUCACUUCAAUUAACCAAACGAUUGGGUGGCAGUAGCGGUGGUCGCUCAGGUGGUGGCUCCAGUGGUAGUUCCAGCAGUGGUCGCUCAGGUGGUAGUUCCAGCAGUGGGUCUAGCAGUGGAAGCAAAGGUGGCAGUUCAAGUGGCAGUUCAAGCAGUGGAAGCAAAGGCGGUGGCUCAAAUAGUGGUAGUUCAUCCGGUACUAGAAAUUGGGGAAGUAAUCAAUACCAUUGUAGUGGAAACACUUGUGGAUAUGGUAAUUAUUUUGCUCCAUCAGCAGCAGCAGCAGCAGCCGGAUACGGCUCAGCAAGUUAUUAUGCACAACACCAUAAUUCAACUUCCACUGAUAAUUCAACUUCUACCAGAACUUUCUCUGGAUCAUCAUCACUAAAUAUUCCUUCCACUCAUUUUUAUAUAAUUGGGUUAGCUGCCGCUUAUUCAAUUAAAUUGUAA
Molecule: messenger RNA, 534 nt
Organism: Candida dubliniensis CD36
Lineage: Eukaryota; Fungi; Ascomycota; Pichiomycetes; Serinales; Debaryomycetaceae
Gene: PGA37
Product: Pga37p
Exons: 1
Coding region: 1-534 (177 amino acids)
Source: RefSeq, a predicted model, not a curated record